Messenger RNA from Tribolium castaneum (red flour beetle), 991 nucleotides. RefSeq names its product transcription factor HES-1. Gene Ontology annotation, biological process: anterior/posterior pattern specification; regulation of neurogenesis; regulation of transcription by RNA polymerase II. The transcript has a single exon. Gene Ontology annotation, cellular component: nucleus. Gene Ontology annotation, molecular function: DNA-binding transcription factor activity, RNA polymerase II-specific; protein dimerization activity; RNA polymerase II cis-regulatory region sequence-specific DNA binding. The record is from RefSeq and is a predicted model, not a curated record. NCBI's taxonomy places the organism in Eukaryota, Metazoa, Arthropoda, Insecta, Coleoptera, Tenebrionidae. Bases 102 to 800 code for a protein of 232 amino acids.
UGCCACCGCCGCCUGGCAGCUCGCACUCGCCCACUCGUCGGCUCGUGCUGCAGCAGUUCGCCUCGUCCUCUCGCCGGCAUCGCCGCCGAUGCGCCUCUAGUAUGACCGCCAAGAGCAAGCGAGCCUCCGAGCCACGCCGCGCCAACAAGCCCCUCAUGGAGAAGCGCCGUCGGGCUCGCAUCAACCAGAGCCUGGCCGCCCUCAAGACCCUCAUCCUCGACUCGGCCAAGGCCGACAACACCAAGCACUCCAAGCUGGAGAAGGCCGACAUCCUGGAGCUCACCGUGCGCCACUUCCAGCGGCACCGCAGUCUGGACAUCAAGGGAGUGCACCAGUACAAGGCCGGCUACGCGGACUGCGUGCGCGAGGUGCAGCGCUACCUGGACACGCCGGACGCCCAGACGAUGACCGUCGUCGACGCUGGCGUGCGCCAGCGGCUGCUCCGGCACCUGGACAACUGCGUCGCCGAGGUGGACGUGGACGUGCGAAACGCGGGCUUGCCGCCCCCCGAGGAGCGGCUCCAGCCCCCGGACUCGACGCUCGAAGAAGUCAACAAUAACCAGAACCGGAGCGAGGAGCCGAAGGAGGAUACGACAGCGAAGAAUUUUGUUCUGUUACUUCCCGAGCAUUAUCUCCAGUUGGCCAACGCUCUGGGGGUGAAUUUGAGGCACAGUGAGGGUGGAGCCGAUUCCGGGGCCUCCUCGGGGGAGAGUAGCGAUAGUUCGAAACAGUCAAGUGGGGAAAAACCGCUCGAUUUUAGCAAAAGUAACGACAAUUGUGAUAUGUGGAGGCCGUGGUGAUUUAACUGUUGGGAUUUUUUCUAUCUAGUCACACUUUUCCAAGACUUGAGCUACGCUGUAUUUUAUUAAACGCUUUACAAUGUUAGCUAAAUGUCUGUAAAUAAAUUGUACAAAACCGUACUGAAUGCGUUAAAUUUGUAUAUAAUUAUUUAUUGUAGAUAGGGUUUGUAAAUAAAUGAUUUAGAAAUAAA